CAAACCAAACGUCAAACACCAGUUUUGUUUAUUUGCCGAGCGAGUUUGGUUGUGGUUUCGCUGAUUUAUCGUAUAAUGUAAUUGAUUGCAACAGCAAACAUGUUAUUAGGAAAAAUUAGAGUAUCCCAAGUAUGUUUUAUGUUAACGUUAGCUUUGUUUUUCGCAACGUCCUUAAUAAUUUUCAAUCAAAUCUAUCUAACCUCAAAAAUGGUGGUCGACGAAGAAUUUCACUUUCCGCUCGGAAUAUCCUACUGCAAUUUUAAUUUUUUGGUGUGGGAUCCUAAAGUCACCACUUUACCAGGGCUGUACUUAGUAAGCGCUUUGCUUAUGGGGCCCUUAAAAUUAUGCACGCCGUAUUGGAUGAGAUUCGUUUCAUUAUUAUUCUCUCUAUUCAACGUAAUUCUGUUUCACAAGCUCUUCAGAAAGAACGAAAGGAACGAAUGGAGGAACAUCCUAUCUUCGAUUACCUUGGCUUUGUUGCCUCCGUUGUACUUCUUCAGUAACUUUUAUUACACUGAUGUGGUCUCAUUGACGAUGAUUCUGCUGAUGAUGGUUGCUAAUGAGAAGAAACGCCACUACAGCGCUUCAACUUUCGGCUUACUGGCGGUAAUUUGUAGACAGACGAAUAUUGUUUGGGUUGGCUUGGUUGCUGUGAGGUAUGUUCUAGCCGAGCUAUUUACGUUUACGAAACUGAAACAGCACGAGAGAGGCAUUCCAGCUAAGGAUGUAUACACUUUCUUGAGAAGACUCGUGAAAAGACCUUUGAGAGUGUUGGAAAACUCUAACGUACAAUUUUGGUUGGAUACUUUGGCUUACUCGGUGACUUUGGGAUUGUUUGUAUUAUUCCUGAAAAUUAACGGCAGUAUAGUUGUUGGAGACAAGACUGCACAUCAAGCGACAAUACAUAUCCCGCAACUUUUUUAUUUUUCGAUAUUUUGCCUGAUAUUCGCUUGGCCGCAUUUUGUCGGGGAGAUUCUGAACUUUAUCGCUUUCGCAAAAACUCACAAAUUGUUAAUCUCCAUUGCUACGAUUGUUUGUUUGGUGAUUGUUUUCACAAACACUCUGGUCCAUCCGUAUAUGCUGGCUGAUAACAGGCACUAUAUUUUUUACGUGUGGAACAGAUUUUAUGGAAAAUUCGUCCUUUUUAAGUACGCCAUGAUUCCUGUAUACAUAUUCGCUUGGUAUGUCAUUAUUAAAUCUAUUUACAGCAGGCACGACAUAAGUUUCGUUACAUUCUACUUAAUUUGUGUUUCCGCUGUAUUGGCUAGUCAGAAGCUAAUUGAAAUACGCUACUUCUUUAUUCCUUACAUACUCUUCAGAUUGAGGAUAAAAACGAACACAAAUUCGGUAUUUAAUAUCGUUCUGGAAUUCGUGACUUACGUGGUCAUUAAUUGCAUAACUCUAAAUCUGUUUUUCACCAAAAUAAUAACUUGGUCUAGAUAUGAGGAUCCACAGAGAUUAAUUUGGUAAAUCUCUCACGCACCAAAAUUAUUUUUGUGAUAAUUGUUGUAAUUUUAAAAAUUUAUUAAUGUCAUGCAAACAUUCCAACAUUCCAUUUAAUGACUGUCAACUCCUGUGUAAUUUCAAAUUGUGUACCUCUACUCUUUUACCAGAAUAGCGAAUUUCCUUUUCACGGGAUCUUACAAGUUCCCAAAAAAUUAGCAUUGUUCUAUAGAACAUUUUUAAUUCGCUGCACUGGAAUACAACUUAAUGUUUAGUGUUGUGAGAAUAAAUACAUAAGUACUAUCAAUUUAUUUUUCUUUGCGAAAAAACAAAAUUUAGUUUAUUUUUGUAAAGAAAAAAUUAUUAAGGAUUAUUGUAUCGUUAUCUUUAUCAAUUCAUUUGGAUGUUUACAUACAAAUAGUUAAUUUUUAUUUAUUUAUGUUUGCAAUUUUUAUAUAAAAUAAGAUUAUAUGAUUUUAAAAAUUUCGCCAAACAAUACAGGUAUAAAAUUCUAUAUUUUUUGGUUAAA
Phyllotreta striolata is the source of this 1972-nucleotide messenger RNA. Lineage: Eukaryota; Metazoa; Arthropoda; Insecta; Coleoptera; Chrysomelidae. The record is from the annotation of a GenBank genome assembly.